Capronia coronata CBS 617.96 is the source of this 741-nucleotide messenger RNA. RefSeq lists its product as uncharacterized. The transcript has a single exon. NCBI's taxonomy places the organism in Eukaryota, Fungi, Ascomycota, Eurotiomycetes, Chaetothyriales, Herpotrichiellaceae. The record is from RefSeq and is a predicted model, not a curated record. The coding region runs from base 1 to 741 and encodes 246 amino acids.
AUGGACGACGAUACCGUGUCCAUCGCCUCAACGACCACCACAGACGCAGUGCCACCACUCACCCGGGCUGCAUCGACUGCGACCUCGUUGACAUCUUCCGUCGAGACGGACAUGGCCAGUAGUAUCCUCGGAAAAGGAUACAUACUUGAAUCACAAGAGGGAGUGUUGACGUUGCCGUCCCGGUAUCAGGAGGAUGCGGAUCUGUUGUGUCCGUUCCAGAUCCUGGACUGUGAUCAGGUUUUUGCAGACAUCAUCCACUUCAAGAUGCACGUCUUUUCGCACUUCCGAGGCCACGAAUUACCAACCUUUGCCAGUUGCUUCUUGUGUGACAACCAGUAUGUUCAGGAGCCUGAUGACGACCCGGCUCUUGCAUGGAACAACAUGCUGUCGCACAUGGUGCAUGAACACUUCCGGAAAGGCCAGCAGCUUGCGACGGUGAGAACUGACUUCAGCUUGAUGAAAUGGAUGUACAGCAGGAGUAUCAUCAGUGACCAGCAAUUUAAAAGGACGCAAAUGGUGCCUCUUCCAAUCAUGCUUCCUGUAGCUGCUCGGAGACAGCUCCUGGAUAUCGUGGAAGUGCCCCAGGCGCUCUCGGCGCCACCACCGGCCGCCAUCUUGACGCACAUGGCACAAUCCGUCGGUUAUCAGAAUGAGCCCUUCACUGUCACAGCAGGGAGAAGGGCGGAAAGACGUCGGCUUGACGCAACUCGGACUGCAGUUCGAGCUCGAAGUAAUAUUUGA